Syzygium oleosum is the source of this 2156-nucleotide messenger RNA. Its product is annotated as tubulin-folding cofactor E. The coding region runs from base 280 to 1905 and encodes 541 amino acids. The record is from RefSeq and is a predicted model, not a curated record. The transcript has 15 exons. NCBI's taxonomy places the organism in Eukaryota, Viridiplantae, Streptophyta, Magnoliopsida, Myrtales, Myrtaceae. Gene Ontology annotation, molecular function: alpha-tubulin binding. Gene Ontology annotation, biological process: protein folding.
GCGGCAAUCAAGGACAGGAGCUACCAUCGCCGCCCUCAACGGCGCCACCGCCACCGCCUCCGCCGAGCGCCGCCGCGCCGAGCCCCCAAUCUUCGUCUUCAUAGCCUCCUCCUCCGCCCAGCCGUAACUGUUGCAGCGCUCAUCUCGCCUCAAGAUCUCUGCACACUCGGCCGCCGCAACACCGUCGCGCUCAAGCCACCUGUUCGCCGUCGCGGACGAACCCCGCAUUGCGCUCUCUCUUAUUGCAUUCGCGCGCGCGCGCGCGUUCUUACCCGAGUCAUGCAAGGCUCGUUGCGCGAGUCGCCCUUUGAGGCCUUCAAGCUCGACCAGCGAGCUCACCCGGCCGGCGAUUCCCGUCGAGUCGGGACGGUGAAGUACGUCGGACCGGUGGAGGGCCACGGCGGGACGUGGGUGGGGGUGGAUUGGGACAAUGGCGAGGGCAAGCACGACGGGUCCAUCAAUGGGGUCCGAUAUUUCCGGGCCAAGUCCGAGAAGUCCGGGUCGUUUGUUCGGAUCCAGAGCUUGAGCGGCGGCAUUUCCUUGUUAGAGGCCCUCUACGUCAGAUACCGCGGCGAGGCUACUAAGGAAGAGGAGGAUGACAUGUAUGUCCUCUCAACAAGUAACAAGCGUGUAUCAGUUGAGCUUGUUGGUAUGGAUAAGAUACAGGACAAAUUAAGCCGGUUUGAGGAGUUAAAAGCUGUAUCACUACCAUACUUAGGUGUUAGCUCUUUGGGUGAACCAUGCAAAAUCAGUGCCACUAUACCAAAUCUGAAGGAGCUAGAUUUGACAGGAAAUUUGCUUUCUGAGUGGAAGGAUGUUGGCUUGCUAUGUGAAACUUUACCAACUCUCGCUGUCGUUAAUUUGUCUAACAAUUUAAUGAGAAAGAAUGCUACUGGCAUGCCAAAGUUACAUCACUUACGUGUACUAGUCUUGAACAAUACGGGCAUAAGUUGGGAGCAGGUUGAUAUGCUUAAAGGUUCACUUCCAUCAAUUGAAGAGUUGCAUCUGAUGGGAAAUAACAUAAGCACAAUAGAAUCAGGGUCAUCCUUCAUAGAUGGAAGUUUUGAUUCUCUUCGGCUUCUCAACUUGGAAAAUAAUUCUAUAGCUGACUGGGAGGAAAUUGUGAAGCUUUCCCAGCUUAGAAGCUUGGAGCAGAUACAUUUGAACAAGAACAAGUUGAAGCGGAUAUUUUACCCUGGCAAUGAUUCAAUCGGCAGAAAGCUGAAUGAAUAUGACAUUCAUAAUGAAAGCUUUAAGCCAUUCCAAAAUUUAAGUUGUCUUCUUCUGGGGGGCAAUUGCAUUGAAGAUCUGGAAUCUCUCGACUCACUGAACUAUUUCCCUAAGCUGGUGGACAUUAGGCUUUCUGAAAAUCCAAUCACUGAUCCUGCAAAAGGUGGUGUCCCAAGAUUUGUCCAGGUUGCUCGUUUAGCAAGAGUUGAAGUACUAAAUGGGAGUGAGGUCAGAGCUCGAGAAAGGAAGGAGUCUGAGAUACGGUAUGUUCGCCUUGUUAUGUCCAGGCACGGUGACAACCCAGAGGAAAUGAAGCGUCUCCAUCCCAGAUUUAUGGAGCUUAAGGAUUUUCAUGGAAUAGAAGAUGAAAUGCCAUCAAAUGCAGCAGCAGGACCCAAGAAAAUGUCUUCAGGACUUAUAUCAAUCACUUUGAAAUGCAUUGCAGCAUCCGUGGGUGAGAAGCCCUUACAAACAAAGAAAUUGCCAGCCACCACCACGAUUGGAAAGCUGAAGCUUCUCUGUGAAAGCAUUUUUAAUUUAAAGUCCACCGGGCCAAAGUUAUAUCUACAAGAAGAGGGUUCCCCUCUGCCGACAUUGCUCGAUGACGAAAUGGCAUCUCUAGUGGACCUCGGAAUAGACAGUUCUUCGAUUAUUCUCAUAGAUGAAGAGAGCUAGUCAAAGUUACGCGGAUGGCUGGGUCCUUUCACCGGCAUGGGCGUGGGGGCAUGGGUAAUGUCGGACAUCAUCCAACUCCACAAGAUUCAUCUUUUCUGGUGAUUCAUGUUUCCCAACUUAUGUUCUUUGCUGUCAUUUAUAUUGAACAUUUUUGUAAUACUCAGAUAAUUAGUUUGAGAUACUUCAUAUGCCAUGUGAACUGGAAAGAUAUCUGCAAGGUUUUGAAACUCUUAAAAUCUUUUUUCCAUCUA